AUAGUCGUCUUGAGAUAACAGAAAGGAAAUAUCAGAAUGGCAAUCAUUUUUUUUUAUAUUUUGCUUUUUUUUAUAGAAAAUUCUAUGAAACACCUACGUAAUCCAGUGAUGUUGGGACGAGCAAUGAGCAUGAGGAAAAAAAACUUCUAUUAUACAGCUUCUAUGUACACUGUAUGCGCAAGCUUUCAUGUGACUCUGCCUUAUAAUGUUUCAUUAAGACUGCAUAUCUUUAUGUUUUAUGUUAAAGAAAAUGUUAAAGAAAAUCAUGGUAGCAUGAAAAUGUCUCCAUGCAAUGCAAAUAUAAAAGGUAUGUGUGACUUGUCUUGUUGACUGAAUGAAAAUCUGUGAUGCUGGCAGCCUCAGUAUUGUGGAAUUAUAUAGUAAAACCCUUUUGUCAAUGGUUUUUAAAGGGGGAAGCAUUCAAAACUCUGUCUUACUACAAUGUGGUACCAAUUUGUAAUCAUAUGCUGUCGCUUUUAAUGUUUAUGCCUCUAUAAAUCUAUAUUGUACAUGCCAAAAACAUGAUAUGUGGACUUUUGUUUACAAAGAUCAAGAUGGGUUGGGUUCUUAGAAAAUAAAAAAAACUUAUGAGUGUAACUACAACAUAUUUUCAGUAAAUAAACAUCUUGAAGGGUUAUGGUCUGGGUAAUAUUAUGCAGCUGAGCAAUGGAAAGUGGUAUAAGCCAAAAAGGACACCUGUGAUACAAGCCAUAACUCAGAUUUCACUAGUAUAAACUCUGUAAUGCAUUUCUUACUAAUAUGAAACUAAUUUCUGAUAUCAGUCAUGGAAAUUACUUGUAAUAAUCAGAUAUACAGAUUAAUAAAUCAAUUCUGAUUGGACAUAUUGUAAAACAACAUAUCUUUAAAGUAAAUUUGAACUUCAUAUCUUACCAUAUGUUACGAAACUGCACAUAUCUGAAAUACACAUUGCAACUCCUCAACGCUACAUAAAUUCAUAAAUUAGCAUUUGUACCAGUUAGAAUUCAUUCAUGGAAACAGGGGAUUUCAUAUGAAAUAAUAGUAAUAUAUGACUUGUCAAAAUUACAUUAUGAAUAUGUCAUCUUGGCCAACUGACAAAUCAGCCAAUCUAAUAUUAUUACAAGUAAAAGUUAUAUGAUUUUCAGGAGGAGAAUAUGUAAUAUUGUGAUAUGUUGGAUGAUUGACUUUGUUAUGUAUUCUUAUAUAUUUGUAACAUAUAUAGCAGUAGAACAGUAGAAGCAAUAGAACAGGGGAGUCCCUGUGGAUCAAAUAUGAAUUUCUAUUUUGAUUUAUGAUAACACUUAAAGUAACCGUAUAAAUCAAUAUGUUUUAGAGUUUUAGUACAUUUUUACUAUAGAAUACCAUAAUAAACGAAAACAGCCAAAUAUACUUUUUUUUUUACAUUUUCUUUAACAUAUAAAUAUUUUUAUUUAUGACCUAUUUGUCUCAUUGUACUAGACGAAGAUAUGCCUUGUACCAUUUAUAUUUUUACAAGCAAAAUGUAACUUACAACCUGUAUCACUGGUGUUGUUUUAGGUUUAAACUGCUUGCCAUAUAACUGCAGUAUAAUUUCAGCAGUUAAACCUCCAGAAGAGUUCAUGGUUAAGUUUUUUUAAACUAUCUAAACAGCCUGCUGGCUGUCUGUGUGUCUGGAUAAUGCAGGCUUUUCUUAUUUGGAUCAUGGGGUGUGCCUCAACUUGGGCUGGAAUGGGGAAACUAGCUAACUACAUGAUCUGAAGGCGUGUGAAACUGGACUGCGUUAAACUAGGCUGUUUGUUUAAUUCCUGAACGAUUACAAGUGAUCCCAUCUGCCUCCUCUCACACUCAGCCUAAAGCCUCAAAAACACAAUCCAGGACUGCCAGUCAAGUUAACGUUUGACAUCACACCAAUCAACCAAGAUGGCGGAGAAGCUCCAGAAAUAUGUUGCUGACAAAAAGGACGUGGUGGAGACUGUGAUGGAGGUGUUUGAGCAAGGAGCUGAGGUGGUGGCCAGCAUUGCUGGGGAUCUGUUCCCGGUCUUCGCAAUCGCAGCUCCCAUCGUGAAGCUGGCACUGGAUAACGUGGAGAGCAAGGAAGCGGAGUACAUGAAGGAGCAGUUCCAGAGGGUCCGGGAGCGCCUGGAGGUGGUAUCGGAGGAGAUCCAGCGCAUAAACGAGGAGGUGAAGAAGAGCGGGGCGGACGCUGCUUACUUCUCUGUGGAAGAGAAUCUGACCAACCAGUUCCGCAAGUACAUGGACAUCCUCAACGCCAAGCCAAAGUUCAGGGAGGUCAAGAAGAAGCUGUUCUUGGAGCACUUUAGCAAAACUGGGGGUGAUAAAAACCUGAAUAUUCUUUAUAACGCAGUAACGGGAGAUAAUUUCUCGGGAGAGUCCGUGCUGGAGAUCUCUCUAAACUACGAGCAGAAGAGCCGCAGGGCAGUGGAGGACUUCUGCGCCAGGCUGAAGCAGCUCUUCUGUGUCGGCCUCAUCGCCUUGAUGGGGCACGCCGCUCUCAAAGGUGGUGAAGACGAAGAAGGGCUGCUGAAAGACUGGGCUGACAAGAUGAAGGAGGUGCAGUUGAAAAUGAACGCAGUCAUCGAAGACUGCAUCAACAGCUUUCCAAGCCAGGCCGAGAUCGACAUCAAGAGACUGGUGAGGGACAACAGGGACAAACCCAACCAGCAGCUUGCAAACAUGAUUCUGGAAGCCCUGAAGAAGAAGUACGACUGGAUCGGCUGGUCUAUCCGUGUCUUCAACUCGCCCACAGGCCUCUUCAGCACAGGCAUAUUCGCCAGUAAGAAAGACUUCCAGUGCUCGGCAGGAAAGAGCAGGUUUCAAGUGCCCUUGUCAGAUGAGAAAACGAACGUAAUGGUUUCUUACAGCGCUUCCCCAGAACCUGUAGAUAAAACCCAGAUCCAGCAGCUGGUCGAGUCCCAGAAGAAACCUUCUAUUACAGAGGUUGCGGAGCUCCUGUUCGAUAAGAUCCCAGUAUGUUCGGUCCAUGUCAUCAAGACAUCGUGCAAAGAAAUGGCCUACGCCUGGAGCUUUACAGAUGAGCUCCACUUCUUUGAGGAGUACAAGAACUUCUACGUCUUUGUUCAUUCUGCCUAGGUCUUAGAUCCAAGCAGACCAUAAAUAGAGACCAAAUAUUUUUUGCCCUUAUGCAGAACUCACUUUUGGUAGUUCUUAAAAAAUAUAUAUAUAUUUUUAAAUAUAUAAUCAUGAUAUAAACCAGCUGUUCAAAAUCUGUGCAAUAUUCCAUCAUAGUUCCAUAAUUGUAGAAUGUUAAUGACUAUGAGGAACACUGCAAUUAUAGCUAUUUUUACCACCCAAAUCCACCAAUGCUGAAAUGCCAUGUGCCUUCUAACUAAUUGAAUGUACACUGAUUAGCCAUAACAUUAAAACCACCCAGCUCAUAUUGUGUCAUCAAAAACGCUUUGUCUGACCUUGCAAAGCAUGGACUUCCAAGACUUUUAAAGGUGUGCUGUGCUAUCUGAUACCAAGAGACAGACACAGUCCACAUAAGUGAUGUCAGCUUAAAAAAAAAAGCAAUGUUUUUUUUUUGUUUGUUUGUUUUAUUUGUUUCAGUUUUAUUUUUUCACAUUACUUUUCAGUGGCACUAACAAAUGUUUUGCCUGAUUCGUGUAUAACUUCAAUUAAGACUAUUUACACAUCUAUAAUACUUAGGAACAUAUUAUAAACCUCUUUUUUAUUGAAACAUCCACUUUCUUUCUUAGUAGGCCUGUUGUGAUGACUUAGGAGUGUGACAGACCAAGACUAGAUUUUAACAUUAUAGAAGUAUAAAAUAUUUUAUUUAAUUAAUUAAUACUCACAGCAUGCAAAACAGGUAAAUUUAAAAUAUUUUGUGAGUAAUCAUCUUGUACUGGAUGUCAAUCAGUUUUUACUCCGAUUAUAAAUUAUGUUUUUAUUUAUCAUAUGCAGUAAAAACAGAACAGUAUGUAAGUAUUGCAGCUUGUUUUACCAUAAACCCAACAAUUUCACUCUUGUGUGAUCUUUUACAAGUUUCUUCAGACUCUCUUCCCCAUCCCCCCCCGUGAGGGAUUUGUUUUCCACUGGCAAAGGGUUCUACACAGACCUGGCAACCUAUGACGGAGACCAACCCUGCUUUUUGCCGCCAUAAUGAUCAAACAUUUGUUUUGGUUACCUGUGCACAAGUCUCGCAAGACGCAUUUAAAACAUGAUGAGAAAUACUGUUACAUUUUAAUCUCGCGAGAUCUCGUCACACCCUUAAUGAUAACUUAUUGUCAUCAUUACUGUUUAAGGAGAAAGUGCGAUAAAUUAUACCUGUAAUUGUAAUUUAAAGACCCUUUUGUUCCAUUGAUAUUUUGAUAAUAUAAUUACACUCUUUAAAGGGCAAAAUGAAGUUUAAUUUCUAUUUUAAAUAUUUCAAAGCAAAUCAGUUUAAUUUAAUGACCUUUUAUUAGUCAGAAACAAUUAGGGUCAUGUCUAUGUCUAUAUAUAUAUAUAUAUAUAUAUAUAUAUAUAUAUAUAUAUAUAUAUAUAUAUAUAUAGUUUGAUAAGUCAAUGAUGCAAUGAUGUAAUAAGUCUGUCUAUCUUUGUUGUACUGACAGUACCCACAAUAUACAUAGACAAGCAAAUCCAGCAAUUUAAGAAUUGAAUUUUCCUUAUUUUAAGCCAAGUAAAAGAACAAUUACUGACUACUUUAUCUACACCACUAACAUUCCUUUGUACUGCUGAGCUGAGCUGUGUGAGGUAUGACAGAACUUACAGCAUCAAGUCUUCGUCAGUGCUAAAUUUACACUGCGUUUGUACAUUGAUAUGUUAAAUAUAGCAAUAAAAGUGCCUUUUAUCCUUUGUCUCA
Astyanax mexicanus (Mexican tetra) is the source of this 4801-nucleotide messenger RNA. It is a transcript of the gene rpz4, whose product is annotated as rapunzel 4. The record is from RefSeq and is a predicted model, not a curated record. NCBI's taxonomy places the organism in Eukaryota, Metazoa, Chordata, Actinopteri, Characiformes, Acestrorhamphidae. The transcript is spliced from 3 exons. Bases 1879 to 3069 code for a protein of 396 amino acids.